Apaloderma vittatum (bar-tailed trogon) is the source of this 616-nucleotide messenger RNA. Its product is annotated as zinc finger and SCAN domain-containing protein 2-like. The transcript has a single exon. NCBI's taxonomy places the organism in Eukaryota, Metazoa, Chordata, Aves, Trogoniformes, Trogonidae. Gene Ontology annotation, molecular function: RNA polymerase II cis-regulatory region sequence-specific DNA binding; DNA-binding transcription factor activity, RNA polymerase II-specific. Gene Ontology annotation, biological process: regulation of transcription by RNA polymerase II. The record is from RefSeq and is a predicted model, not a curated record. The annotation marks the transcript as partial.
AUGGAAAAGGUGAGGGAGAAGGUGGAAGAGAACACAGCAAAGGUGAAAGAGGUCAGAGAGAAGCCCCAGAACAUCGGGGUGGAAACAGACCAUGAAGUUCAACAUGAGGAUGAUGAUGAGCAAGGUAGCCGAGAAGACUUGUUUCAGAGAAGACCUCACAAAAGCACUUUCAAAGGGUCGUAUGCUGAAAACAAGCGAGCAGCUCACAAAAGCACUUACAAAGGGACGUAUGCUAAAAACAAGCGAGCAGCUGGAACCCAACCAAAGAGUGACUUCAAACAGAACCGGUACCCCUGUAGAGACUGCCAGAAGAUCUUCACAAGGAAGAGCAACCUGAUCCGUCACCAACGCAUCCACACAGGAGAGAAGCCCUUCAAGUGCCUGGAGUGUGGGAAAACUUUCAUCUCACGCUCAGCCCUCAUCAACCACCAACGCACCCACAGAGGAGAGAAACCCUUCAAGUGCCUGGAAUGCGGGAAGAGCUUCAUCUCGCUCUCAAUCCUCAUCAAGCACCAAAGCAUCCAUGCAGGAGAGGAGUCGUUCGUCUGCCCCCACUGCAAGAAAAACUUCACCAGAAAUUGUAACCUCUGGAGGCAUCAGCGAGCCUUACACAAAG